AUUUUUAUUACAAUUUAUAAUUUUUGUUUAGAGGAAAUUACACAAACAGAACGCAUGUGUCUAGUUGAUCACUGUUUGCAUAAUUAAAAGUACUCCAAUUUAACUGUCCAAAAUGAUACGAUUAAUUUUCCAUAUCGUUGGUGCGAUACAAUUUUUCUAUGGGUGUUAUUAUGAUCAUACAUAUGUAAAAAUUCCGAGUACUUCUACUAAUGUGACCCCAUUUGCUGGAAAAUUAAAAUAUUUAACAUUUCUGAAUGCAAUAUUACAAACUGUGUACUUCACUAUUGCAGUAUCAAAUGAUAUAUUUGGAACAAAUGAGCCGGCACCUUCACACAAACCGGUGUUGAGGCGCAUCAAAGAUACCAUGUUUAGUACCUUAGCAUUUCCUAUGGCUUUAUUUGUUGGUGUUACAUUUUGGGGGAUAUAUGCUGUUAAUAGAGAAUUGAUUCUCCCUAGAGCUAUGGAUCCUUUUUUCCCAAUUUGGCUGAACCAUGUGAUGCAUUCAAAUAUUGUAUUGUUUACUCUUAUCGAACUUGCCACAUCAUUUAGAAUGUAUCCUAGUAAGAAGAAAGGUUUGACAAUAUUAUGUACAUUUAUGUUGUCCUAUGCAGUUUGGGUUCACUAUAUUUAUUUCAGAACUGGUAGCUGGGUAUAUCCUAUACUUAAUGCACUUAAUUGGCCACUAAGAAUAGCUUUCUAUGUGUUCAGUUUAAUCUUUAUAUGUGGCUUUUAUUCUUUGGGCGAGAAUUUAAAUAAGCUUGUGUGGUCUAAAGAAGUAGAAUCCACAGUUAAAUCUGGAAAGAAGAAAGCUAAAUAAUGGCACUUGCUAUUCCUAUAUUUAUUUUAAUUUAUCAUAAAGGUGCAUACACUGCUGCUCAACACAAUUAAAAAAAUCUUAUGUAAUUCAAAUAGUAAUCUAAGAAAAUGACCCCAAAAGCAAUAAUAGUCAUACAAAU
Papilio machaon (common yellow swallowtail) is the source of this 956-nucleotide messenger RNA. RefSeq names its product androgen-induced gene 1 protein. The coding region runs from base 113 to 817 and encodes 234 amino acids. Gene Ontology annotation, cellular component: endomembrane system; membrane. The record is from RefSeq and is a predicted model, not a curated record. NCBI's taxonomy places the organism in Eukaryota, Metazoa, Arthropoda, Insecta, Lepidoptera, Papilionidae. The transcript has 3 exons.